AUGACCGGCAAACAGAAUGGCUUUGUAGCUAAAUUAAAAAAAGUUGCCCCUCAUAUAUUGGCAAUUCAUUGCAUCAUCCAUCGAGAACAUCUUUGUGCUAAAUCUCUCAAUGAUGACAUGGAACAUGCAUUGAAAGUCGCUGUUUCAACAGUGAAUUUUGUCAAAGCCAAUGCUUUGCAUGACCGCCUAUUUCAACAUUUAUGUGAACAUGAGGACCACCAGAGACUCCUCAUGCACACUGAAGUGAGAUGGCUUUCCAAAGGAAAUUCCCUAGUUCGUCUUGCUGAAAUGUGGGAUAUGGUUCUUAUUUUUGUUCAUGACAUGAAAACACAAGCUUGUAGCAAGAAGCAGAAAGAUAAAGCUGAGACUUUGUUUUCAGUGAUAAAUAACAACGAUACAAAAGCAAGGAUUUUUUACCUGGCUGACUUAUUCGCACAUGUCAACCAACUGAACAUGACACUGCAAGGGCGAAAUGCUAAUCUGAUAGAUAGUGCUGAGAAAGUACGCUCUUUUUUGAACAAGUUAUGUCUCUGGAAGAUGCAUCUUCAAAAAAAUGAAUUUGCUUAUUUUUGUAAUUUUGCCAAAACUGCUCCGAGCUCAGAAGUAAUCGCAAGCUGCACUGACCACUUGAAAUGCUUGAAAGAAGAUAUGACUAGAAGAUUUAAAGAUAUCAUCGAAAUGAAUCCGCCUAGUUGGAUUAUAGAUAUAGCACAUUUUGACGUAUUAAGUGAAAAAGACAUUGAUCCUAUUAUUGCUGGAGAACUUCUUGAACUGAAGGAGAACAAAGAGUUUGGUGUGGUUAUGAAUAUCUUACUAUCUAUUCUUGUACGCUCGACCAAAGACACAAUUGAUCCGAUAGCAAAUGUAAUUUGUGAAUCUCCAACAGCCCUGAAGGCCCGAAUUUUGCGGUGCCAUAAUGGAUCUUACGAGCUUCUAUUUAAGAAUGCAGAGGAUCAAAACGACUUCAUCUAG
Messenger RNA from Octopus sinensis (East Asian common octopus), 972 nucleotides. Its product is annotated as protein ZBED8-like. The record is from RefSeq and is a predicted model, not a curated record. The transcript is spliced from 2 exons. The coding region runs from base 1 to 972 and encodes 323 amino acids. NCBI's taxonomy places the organism in Eukaryota, Metazoa, Mollusca, Cephalopoda, Octopoda, Octopodidae.